Messenger RNA from Pocillopora damicornis (cauliflower coral), 706 nucleotides. RefSeq names its product toll-like receptor 6. Lineage: Eukaryota; Metazoa; Cnidaria; Anthozoa; Scleractinia; Pocilloporidae. The record is from RefSeq and is a predicted model, not a curated record.
CAAGUUUCUCUUGUCUUGUUUUGCUCUUGAUGUCUUUAACGAUUAGAUAUGAUAAUCUUGUAACGUAUUGUCGUUCAUCAGAUCAGAAGACUCGUGAUGUUCUUGUCCACGGAAUCGUUGCAGCAUGCCUACUAAUUACUGUGGCUGUUUUCAUCGUUAUCUGCUGGCGCCGUGAAUCCCGAAUCAAGAGAUCCUUACAACUUUCAGUUUUAUUGUCAAAGCCUAAAUUUGAAUACGAUGCGUUCGUUAUUUACAGCUCCUACGACUCGGACUGGGUGAUUAAAACUCUAAUUCCAAUUCUUGAGAGAAAGCAUAGUUUUAAAUGCUGUGUACAAUACAGAGAUUUCGUUGUUGGAGUACCUUUUCGUGAAAAUAUGGUCAACAGUGUUUACAAGUCUAAAACUAUAGCAGUCGUGUCUAAAAACUUUUUCAAUAGCAAUUAUUAUGGUUCUGAGAUGGAUUACGCCCUCCAUCGACUUAUGGAAAGGAAAGAUGAUAGUGUAGUCGUCAUCAAACCUGAUGACGUUGACAGAGGAAAACUCCCCAAGGAGUUGCGAAAAAGGAGUUAUAUUGACUAUCCAAAGACUGUUGAAAAGGAUCACUGGGAAAGAAAACUAGUUCAUUGUUUAAAGAUCCCAAACAAUCAGCUACAGGAACAGAUUUUGUAAGAAGCUCUCUUUUGUCCAUGCGGUCACUAACUCGAACU